Macaca mulatta (Rhesus monkey) is the source of this 3126-nucleotide messenger RNA. The record is from RefSeq and is a predicted model, not a curated record. NCBI's taxonomy places the organism in Eukaryota, Metazoa, Chordata, Mammalia, Primates, Cercopithecidae.
UAUCCAGAUUCAGUGGUUGAAGAACAAGUGGUGGUCAUGUCUUUUAAUAGUUGUGUUGGUCCUUAGGGCCAGUUCUUUGUUACUGUGUGUUUCUUAAACUGAACAGUUCAAAACAGUUAACUCCACUAUGUCUGAAGCAAUAUUGGUGGCAUUAAGGUUAGUGCAUGGAUUCCCAAGAAAGAUAACUUGAGGCCACACUGUUUAACAUAUAUCAAUUCAAUUAUGUUCAAUCAACACUAGUCCUCUUAUCUCUGAGAAGAAGGAUUUCAGGUCUUGGAUAACUCAAAAAUAAUCAUCUGUUUGUAUGAGAGGAUGCAGUAAACGGUUAGGCCUCUUAGUGUCGCUGUUGACCACUCAAGAAGGAGAACGCAGCUGGAGAACUAGUCCACCAUUUCCUUGCUCCUGCAAUGCAAAGAACCAGCAAAUUAGACUCAGAAAAUCCGAGGCGGCUGCCAACCUCACCUCUUAGUCAACGAGCGGUUUGACCUGUGAAUUAGGCCCAUAAAAUACUUCGUUUCUUGAGAAAAUAAGAUUGGAGUCCGUCGUGGGAAACUGGAACCGAAUUCAGAGAAAGCUAUUCCCCGAAAAGGAAAUGACCAAAUGCCUGAGUUUCCGAAAUGGCAGAGGACUGGCCCUGCUGUGCGCGCUUCUGGGGACGCUGUGUGAAACAGGAUCCGGUCAGAUCCGCUACUCGGUGUCUGAGGAGCAAGAUAAAGGUUCCUUCGUGGGCAGCAUCGCUAAAGACCUGGGGUUAAAGCCCCGGGAGCUGGCUGAGCGCGGAGUCCGCAUCGUCUCCAGAGGUAGGACGCAGUUUUUCUCUCUGAAUCCGCGAAGCGGCAGCUUGGUCACCGCGGAGAGGAUAGACCGGGAGGAGCUCUGCGCUCAGAUCCCACUGUGUCUGGUAAAAUUUAACAUCCUGGUUGAGGAUAAAUUGAAAAUUUUUGAAGUAGAAAUAGAAAUUAAAGAUAUUAAUGAUAAUGCUCCUAAUUUCCCAACAGAGGAAUUGGAAAUAAAAAUUGGUGAACUAACGGUUCCUGGAACCCGAUUUCCACUUAAAACUGCUUUUGACCCAGAUGUAGGCAUGAACUCCCUGCAGAACUACAAGCUUAGCCCUAAUGACUACUUCUCUCUGGCUGUGAAUAGCGUCUCUGAGGGGGCCAAGUAUCCAGAGCUGGUGCUGGAGCAGGCCCUGGACCGUGAGAAAAAAGAAAUUCACCAGCUUGUCCUGGUUGCCUCUGAUGGUGGCGACCCUGUCCACUCUGGCAACUUGCACAUCCAAGUGAUAGUCCUGGAUGCAAAUGACAACCCACCAAUGUUUACUCAGUCUGAGUACCGUGUAAGUGUUUGGGAGAACGUGCCUGUGGGUACCCGGCUGCUCACAGUGAAUGCUACUGACCCUGAUGAGGGAUUCAACGCUCAAGUGUCUUAUAUUCUAGAUAAAAUGCCUGGGAAAAUCGCUGAGAUUUUCCAUCUCAACUCAGUGAGUGGAGAAGUAUCAAUAUUAAAAAAUCUAGAUUAUGAGGAUGCCAUGUUCUAUGAAAUUAAAAUUGAAGCACAGGAUGGACCAGGUCUUCUUUCAAGAGCCAAGAUUCUACUCACGGUUCUGGAUGUGAAUGACAAUGCUCCAGAAAUUACAAUUACGUCUCUCACAGGCUCAGUCCCAGAAGAGGGCACCGUUGGAAGAGAAAUUGCUCUUAUCGAUGUGCAUGACCGAGAUUCUGGGCAGAAUGGGCAGGUUGCAGUUUUUGUCCUGGGAAAUCUGCCAUUUAAGUUAGAAAAAUCAAUAGACCAAUAUUACCGCUUAGUGACGGCCACAUCCCUAGACCGCGAACAAAUGUCAGAAUAUAACAUCAGUCUGAGAGCCUCAGAUGGGGGAAGCCCGCCACUGUCCACAGAAACUCACAUCAUCUUGAAUGUGAUUGACAUCAAUGACAACCCACCCACCUUCCCUCACUUAUCCUACUCCGCCUACAUUCCAGAAAACAACCCCAGAGGAGCCUCCAUCUUCUCAGUGACGGCCCAGGACCCAGAUAGCAACGACAACGCCCACAUCACUUAUGCAUUGACCGAGGACACCCUCCAGGGGGCGCCCCUGUCCUCCUACGUCUCCAUCAACUCCAACACUGGCGUCCUAUAUGCGCUGCGAUCCUUCGACUACGAGCAAUUUAGAGACUUGAAACUACUGGUGACAGCCAGCGACAGCGGGAACCCUCCACUCAGCAGCAACGUGUCGCUGAACCUGUUCGUGCUGGACCAGAACGACAAUGCGCCCGAGAUCCUGUACCCCGCCAUCCCCACAGAUGGUUCCACCGGCGUGGAGCUGGCGCCCCGCUCCGCAGAGCCCGGCUACCUGGUGACCAAGGUGGUGGCGGUGGACAGAGACUCGGGCCAGAACGCCUGGCUGUCUUACCACCUGCUCAAGGCCAGCGAGCCAGGACUCUUCGCGGUGGGGCUGCACACGGGCGAGGUGCGCACGGCGCGAGCCCUGCUGGACAGAGACGCGCUCAAGCAGAGCCUCGUGGUGGCCGUCCAGGACCACGGCCAGCCCCCUCUCUCCGCCACUGUCACGCUCACCGUGGCCGUGGCAGACAGGAUCCCCGACCUCCUGGCCGAUCUGGGCAGCCUCGAGCCCUCCGCCAAACCCAACGAUUCGGACCUCACUCUGUACCUGGUGGUGGCGGUGGCCGCGGUCUCCUGCGUCUUCCUGGCCUUUGUCAUCGUGCUGCUGGCGCUCAGGCUUCGGCGCUGGCACAAAUCACGUCUGCUGCAGGCUUCGGGAGGCGGCUUAGCGAGCGUGCCCGGCUCGCACUUUGUGGGCGUGGACGGGGUGCGGGCUUUCCUGCAGACCUAUUCCCACGAGGUCUCCCUCACUGCGGACUCGCGGAAGAGCCACCUGAUUUUCCCCCAGCCCAACUAUGCGGACACGCUCAUCAGCCAAGAGAGCUGUGAGAAAAGCGAGCAUCUUCUGGUAACUCAGGAUUUACUUGAAACGAAAGGAGAUUCCAACCUACUUCAGGUGAGUUUAUUUAUUUCUUUGAAUAUUAUGAAGAACAAUUAUGAGAAUGUGGUUAUUAUAAAGCUUUAACACAUGUGUAUUUGAGAAAUAAAGCCAUGAGGUUGUCAUUA